This is a messenger RNA of Talpa occidentalis (Iberian mole), 2879 nucleotides long. RefSeq names its product ectonucleoside triphosphate diphosphohydrolase 3 (gene ENTPD3). Lineage: Eukaryota; Metazoa; Chordata; Mammalia; Eulipotyphla; Talpidae. The transcript has 10 exons. Gene Ontology annotation, biological process: nucleoside diphosphate catabolic process. Gene Ontology annotation, molecular function: GDP phosphatase activity; UDP phosphatase activity. The record is from RefSeq and is a predicted model, not a curated record. The coding region runs from base 110 to 1783 and encodes 557 amino acids. Gene Ontology annotation, cellular component: plasma membrane.
AUCUGGAGAGGUGACACUAGAAUUUAAGCCCAGCUUUGGGGCUAUCUUCGAAGUUCUAGGCCCAUCUGCUCCCCAUGAGGUUUUGAUUUGGACGAAGUGAAGUGGGUUUAUGUUUAAUGCUGUGCACGUUUUUCAAACUCCUGAAGUCAGGGGCCGUGGACACACUGUUUUCUCUCACCUGCAGCUGGGAGGCAAGAUGCUCACUGUGGUGACCCGCCAACCUUUUGGGCAAGAAGGCCGCAAUACCACCCGAAUCCCAGCCAUCAUUACCACGGUGGUCUUGGCCGUGAGCAUUGUGGUUCUUGUAAUUCUCACAUUCGUCCAGGCUUUCCAUAAAGUGGUUGUCUCUCCAGAACCGAAGCAUGGAAUCGUGCUGGAUGCCGGGUCUACCAGAACCACGUUCUACGUGUAUCAGUGGCCAGCGGAGAAGGAGAAUAAUACUGGAGUGGUCAGCGAGACUUUCAGAUGUGAGGUGAAAGGCCCUGGGAUCGCUGCCUAUAGCCGGUACCCUGAAAACAUCCCCAGAGCCUUUGAUGAAUGCACAAAAAAAGUCCAGGAGCACAUUCCAGCCCACUUCCAUAACUCCACCCAACUUUACCUGGGGGCCACUGCUGGGAUGCGCUUGCUAAGCUUGCAAAAUGAAACAGCAUCUAAUCAAAUCUUAGUAACCAUCAAAAACUACUUCAAGUCCCAGCCCUUUGAUUUUCGGAGUGCUCAAAUCAUUUCUGGGGAAGAUGAAGGACUAUAUGGAUGGAUUACAGUCAACUAUUUAAUGGGACAUUUCCUGGAGAAGAACCUGUGGAAUAUGUGGGUGCAUCCAAAUGGAGUGGAGACCACAGGUGCCCUGGAUUUAGGUGGUGCCUCCACCCAAAUAUCCUAUGUACCAGAGGAGCAGAUGCCGCCAAACACCAAUGACAGCAUACAGGUGUCCCUAUAUGGCUAUAAGUACACACUCUACACACAUAGCUUUCAGUGCUAUGGCCGGAUGGAGGCUGAAAGAAAGCUUCAUGCAAAACUUUUUCAGGAGUUUCCACACAAAGGCAAUGUCCAAAAUCCCUGUUACCCUCGGAAUUAUCGCCACAAGUUCACUCUAAGGGAAAUAUUUGACAGUGCAUGUACAACUGACAUGAGGCCUGACAAUUAUAAUCCUGAUGCUACUGUGGUUUUGGAAGGAACUGGAGAUCCAUUUAAUUGCAGUAAGAAGGUGGCUUCUCUAUUUGACUUCAAAGCUUGUGAUGGCAAAGAAAACUGUUCCUUUAAUGGAGUUUAUCAGCCAAAACUUAAAGGGUCAUUUGGGGCCUUUGCAGGAUUCUACUACACAGCCAGUACUUUCAAUCUUUCAGAUAGUUUUCCCUUGAAAACCUUCAACUCAAGCACAUGGGAUUUCUGCUCAAAGGAAUGGAGUCAGCUCCCAGAUCUGCUUCCCCAUUUUGAUGAGACCUAUGCGCGCUCCCAGUGCUUCUCAGCUCACUAUGUCUACCACUUGCUCAUAAAUGGAUACAAAUUCACUAAGGAGACCUGGCCUAAAAUACGUUUUAUAAAAGAAGUGGCGAACAGCAGCAUUGCCUGGUCUCUCGGCUACAUGCUCGCCCUGACCAACCAGAUCCCAGCCACAAGCCCCCUGAUCCGCAUGGCCCUGCCACGACACAUCUUUGUAGGCAUCAUGGUCUUCUUUGCAACGAUGACCUUUAUGUGUCUGUUGUUUCUCGUGUACCUUUAUGUAUUAGCGAAGAAGAUGAGCAGCUCUCAGGUUGCCUUCAACAGCCCCAUGAAUUCUGCGUGAGCAUUGAGAAGGCCCUGCUGUAGCCCGAAGGAUCCCCAGCCUGAGUUCCACCAGGCAACACAAGUGAAUUGUCUUCAGGAAACACAACUAAAGUUAAAUACCCAGAUCAUGUGCCUCUGGGAUAAGGAUUUCUGCCAAAGCACCUCUUGGGGAGUCCUCAGCUGUUCUGAGCAUAUUGCUCCUCCAGAAACGCCACCCACUUGCUGACCUGUUAGGGAACAGAGGAGAGACAGGCCGUCAACUUCAGGCUUUUUAUUCCGAGUGCCCAAAGAGGAAGAGUAGCUGAAAAUAUGACAGUUUAAUGUUGAAGAAUUGACCUCAGGACUCAGUUUGCACUUUUCAUCCCUCAGUAUUCCUCUUGGCGAGCUUGGAAACCGGCAGACACCCCUAAAACUUUUGGCCCAGUCACUUACCUCGUUUCCUUGCACUGGUCCCUAAGUAAGCAACGUUAACAAUCCCAUAAAUGUUGAACUCCCUUAGGUUGGCAGAAUAUAGUAUCUAGGAGAGAAGACUCCUUUACCCUGUGGACAGUGGCCUCAACCAGGCUUCUGUCAUGCAGGUAGAACUUGAAGGAUAGAAACAUACAGAAGUUCUCAGAAAAAUGUGGCCAUUCCCAAAGCGGGGUUCCUGCUGGGAGCUACGGUCAUUAGACUGCAACCUGCGUGCGUCAUUCUGUCCUCACCUUCCUUUCACGUCACUCUGUCCUCCGAUGAAACACACUCACUCCUACUGAGGCUGUCACAUUCCAGAUUGGAUUUUGUUUGUUUUUGUUUUGUUUGCCUUUUCUGGGCUAUUGCUGAGGACUGUCUUUGCAUUUAGCAUGGUGUAUCUAUUUUGCCCACUGUUCUCACAGGAAUCUUUGACGUGACAUCCUCUGCUGUUAUUUGCUUGCCAGUUACUUUUCUGAAUCAUCUGCUUCUCUGCAUAGUAGCCAUACCUCUUGACUUUGGGGAAAGAAAAAAAGUUGUAGAAGCAUUUUUACUCCAAAAUAGGGUGAGAAAGAAUUCUGGCAAGUCCCAUGGCUACACACACUAAAAAUGAACUUUAUUUCAGAUUGGUGUUUGUUAAAUGAACACAGAAUAAAGUAUUAUUUUGA